AUGGCCAGUGAUCAGUACCUGUCCAUAGUGGAGGCUGACCUCAAAGAGUUUGUAGCUUCCAUCGACGACGACGAGUUCAAGCUGUCCAACCCAGAGUUUCGCCAGUUCUACCGUGGACUGUUCCAAGUCGGUCUGGAGAACCCGACUGCUCGGGCGAGGUCGCGCCCGGGCAAACAAGUGGCUCAUGUUUGGAAGCUCGUUCUGAGGGCCUUUGCGCCAAAGGUUGUCGAUCUGUUGGCAGAGUACGUGGAGAGCGUCCAUGUCUCGGGCUUGGUCGCUGAAGAGUCGUAUGCUCUGGUGCCUGACUUUCUCGCUUCGGUUCACGCCGAUCUCUCCAACUUUGCUCCCGCUCACUGCUGGCCCAUUCUCUUUGAUGACUUUGUGGCCUGGGCCCGUGGCGCCGGCCGCGUGCCUCCGCACAGUGAUCUCCCCGCGACAACUGCCCGCGCCGAGUCGGACGCCGAGUCGACCGACGGCAGAGACUCGCCGGUCCUGCCAUCACCAGUCUGGACGCACAACGCCGCGUUUGGCAAGGCCAAGGUGUCGGAUGAAGAGGCCAGUGAUGGCUGGGACGACGAUCCGGCGUCGGCCCAGGGCCUGCUCGACUCGGCGAUCCCGGGCUCGACCGGCAUGCGGUACCGCGGGAACGUGGCCAUGUCAAACGCGGUGCGAAGCGCCGGUGUCGGCUCGGCGUACUCGGCGCGGACAAGCUACAGCUACGGCAACGAGGACGCCAUGGUCGGCCUGCACAACCAGGGCGCAACAUGCUACCUCAACUCGCUCAUCCAGUCGCUGUACAUGACGCCCGAGUUUCGACUCGCCAUCUACUCGUGGAAGUACGACGAGGAGAAGGACGGCCCGCCGGCCGAGUGCAUCCCGCUCCAGCUGCAGCUCCUCUUCCGCGAGCUGCAGUCCAAAGACGCGCGUGCCGCGUCGACGACCCAGCUCACAUCCUCCUUUGGCUGGACAGGCAUGGACGCGUUCACCCAGCACGAUGUACAGGAGCUCUGCCGGGUUCUCUUUGAUGCACUCGAGCACGUGCUCAAGGGCACGCCGCAGAAAGACGUCGUCAACGAGCUGUAUCAGGGAAAGAUGAAAGACUACGUCAAGUGCAAGGCGUGCGGCCACGAGUCAUCACGCGUCGACGACUUUCUCGAUGUCUCGCUCGAGGUCUCGGACGAGGUCGACUCGGUCGAGGAAGCCUUUGCCAAGUUCAUCCUCCCCGAACUGCUCUCGGGCGACAACCAGUACUCGUGCUCGGGCUGCAACCAGAAAGUCGACGCCCUCAAGGGCCUCUCGUUCCUCGAGAUGCCGUACCUACUCACCAUCCAGCUCAAACGGUUCACCUACGACUACUCCACCAUGCGCCGCAUCAAGCUCAACUCGUUUGUCUCGUUUCCCAUGUACCUCGACCUCGAGCCGUACAUGAGCGUCCUCGACGCUGCUGUCGACGAAUCACUUGUCCGCACCUUUAAGGACAAGCCCAAGCGCCGCGCUGCCGCCUAUCGCUCGCCGUACGCCUACUCUUCGCCCGAGUCGCGCCUCCGCACCAUCAACACCUCGAUCGCAAACUACAAGCGCAUGCUCACCAUGUACUCACAGUCGUCGCUCAAGCUCACUUACGAGAAGCUCAUUCGCGACAAGGAGGCCGACAAGGCGCGUCUCGAGGCCGAGAUUGCCGCCGCUGCCGCCGAGGAGGACGCAGACGGAAGCUCAGAGGCAUCCGCUGAUGGUGCCGACGGCCACGACAGCGACGCGAUAGCCAGCUCGGCAACCCCGCGCUCGGCCCGCAUCGUUCACAACAUCGACGACUCGGGUAUCUACCGCGGGCCUACCGAGGCUGAGCGCGAGGGCAAGGAGCUGAUGUACGAGCUCUUUGCCAUUCUCAUCCACUCGGGCGGCUCGACCGGUGGCCACUACUACGCCUACAUCAAGUCGCUCGACUCGGCCAAGUGGUACGACUUUAACGACUCGACCGUGUCUGAAGUCUCCGAGCGCGAGAUUGUCUCGUCGUACGGCUCCAAGUCAGAGCCGCAGUCGGCGUACGGCUACUCGUCGCUCUGGUCUUCCGGAACCAACGCGUACAUGCUCAUGUACCGCCGCAUCGACCCGGACCGCAAUGUGCCGUUUGUCGAUGGCGUGCCCGAGCACGUCGAGCAGGCCAUGCAGAUGUUCAAGGAUCGCCAGGCUUCUGACGCAGCCACGCGCCUUGCCUCUUACUCGCUCUCCUCCGCCUCGCGCCUCGGCUAUCGCCCUAUUGCUGACGCUAGCGACGACGACACCUCCGGUCCACCACCCUACAACCUUGUCGUCCACUACUUUGAGGGCUACUCCGCCCUCGAGAUUCGUCGCACCUUUGCCGGCACCGACCUUGUCGACGACGUCAAGAUGGAGCUGUGGAAGGCACUCAAGGCCAAAGUUGAGCCCGAGCCCGAGCCCGAGCCCGAGCCCGAGCUAGAGCCCAAGCCCGAGUCCGAGCCCGAGUCCGAGCCCGAGCCCGAGUCCGAGCCCGAGCCCGAGUCCGAGCCCGAGCCCGAGCCCAAGCCCGAGUCCAAGCCCGAGCUCAAGCCCGAGCCCGAGUCCGAGCCCAAGUCGAAACCGUCCUCCCUCAACCUCUCCACCAUCACCCCACACAUCUCCCCAGCCAAGAUUCGGCUCCGUGGCUACUCGACCUACUACCACUCGCUCGAAGCAGUCUUUGCCUCGUACCCUGGCGCCACGCUCGCCUCGACUUCGAUCACCUCGGGUGACACCUCGAUUGUACUCGAACUCGCCGAGCCGGUCGAAAUCGAGGUGCCGGACAAGCCGCUGCUGUUGCCGACUGGUGUCGCAGCUGUUACUCCCGCGUCGGGCGACGCGAUUGACUCGAUUGACCUCCUCAUCGCCAACAUCGACCGCGACUUGGUCGGCGAAGAAAGCAGCUCGCCGCCAACGCCGCCGCCCAAGCCGGCCUCGCCCGACAAGGUCCUCCCGCCGCCGCUGCCCAAGACUCGCAUCGAGUACCAGUUCCGACCCGAAAAGCACGCCCUCGUCCGGCUCAUCAAGUACGACGCCGACGCCGACUCGUUUGGAGAUCCGUUCCACAUUUACCUGCCGCAGGCAUCGGCUACUGUCGCCGACCUGCGCGCCCGCGUCGCCGACAUCUUUGGCAUCGCCCCUGUCCAUCAACUCCUUGUCACCAACGACUGCUACGUUGAGGAAAUCACAGGCGACAAGGAGGUUCUCUUCUCCGUCAUCAACGCCAUCCUUGACACUUUUGGCAAUGACACCGUUUACAUCGAAGACCUCACUCCCGCCGAGCCGUCGCCGCCCGCCACUCCAGUCGCUGACGCUACCACCUCGGUCGCCGCAGCGUCCGCAGCAACACCCGCCCAUGCGCAGGCCUUCCCCGAUCCGCCCACCGACCACACCACUGACAUCCCUUCGUCUCCCUCGCCGUCGCCGUCGCCAUCGCCGUCGCCGUCACCUUCUCCGCCGCCGGCCCCGGUCGAGCCUGAUGACUCUGACAUUAUUGUCGACGACGACUCGACCUUUGUGCCUGUCGUUUCCGCGCCGCGGCUAGCGUCAGCGUCGGCCAUCCCACAUGCCGCCGUCCUUGACUUUGACUCAGUCCUCGACGACUCGCCGUUUGGCCCAUCGGUCGUCAUCCCGCCGCCGCCAUCGUCCGAAGACGCCUUUGACAUCUUCAACAACCAGCCGCCGCCGCCGCCGGGAAAGCCGCCGCUCUCCUCCCGCUCCGCCAUGGUCCGCAAGCUCGAGGGCGAGUCGCGAUCCUACGCCACAGGCUCUACAGCCUCGUACGUCUACUCGGCCCCGCGCUCCACCUUUUCCUACGCCUCGUACACCUCGUCCUACACCCGCCGCGAGUCGUCGCUCAAGAUCCGCAAGGCCUGAUCGAGGCGCCUGUUGUGGCAGCAAACGCCACUCCCCUCAGCCAUGCCACUCUCGCAUGUCUGCACCUGCACCCACCUCCACCCGCCGCCCACCACCACCAUCGCCCUUGCUCUUGCCCUCCCUCCCUCCCCUACACACUCUGCAGAAAUGGCC
Molecule: messenger RNA, 4047 nt
Organism: Thecamonas trahens ATCC 50062
Lineage: Eukaryota; Apusomonadida; Apusomonadidae
Product: ubiquitin carboxyl-terminal hydrolase
Exons: 2
Coding region: 1-3894 (1297 amino acids)
Biological process (GO): protein deubiquitination
Cellular component (GO): nucleus; cytosol
Molecular function (GO): cysteine-type deubiquitinase activity; cysteine-type endopeptidase activity
Source: RefSeq, a predicted model, not a curated record